This is a messenger RNA of Drosophila ficusphila, 533 nucleotides long. RefSeq lists its product as uncharacterized. NCBI's taxonomy places the organism in Eukaryota, Metazoa, Arthropoda, Insecta, Diptera, Drosophilidae. The record is from RefSeq and is a predicted model, not a curated record. The transcript is spliced from 3 exons. The coding region runs from base 28 to 156 and encodes 42 amino acids.
UUGACAAUCGCCAGUCGAUAGCAAAACAUGAGAGAGUGCUCAUCGCGCAUUAAUACGCGUCUCCUAAGUGUGGUAAUCGUUAUCGAUCAACGUCUUAGAAUCGACACUUGUCGAUACCUAAUCGAGAUCCUGUCUCGCCGCAUCACAGGCGAUUAACGAUUGUUGGUUAGACCUGUUCCCACAUCUAUGGAGUUUCAUCUAGACAGUGCAGAAUACUGCCAGGCACAGCACAAAUAAAAAGUAAGGAAUCCUUAAACAAGGCGGUGAUAGCCUGAGUGAACACAUUCACCUCUUCGGAAGUCGACGUUGAUAAGUGGUGCGGAUCAUAAUCAGCUAAAUACCGCUGAUAUAGCUCGACGGCAAGGAGCCGCGAUUAUCCAAAGUCUGUCAAUCUAUGGGAGAGAAAGAUAAAAAACUUAAUUUUUAGCAUCGCAGUGAUCGCAGAUCAUAUCACGGCAAGGAGAUAUUUUAAUUUAUAACAACGAAACUGAAAAAAAAGUUGAAAUAUUUUCGAAAACAAAACUAAAACUGAA